Molecule: messenger RNA, 729 nt
Organism: Amoebophrya sp. A25
Lineage: Eukaryota; Dinophyceae; Syndiniales; Amoebophryaceae
Source: the annotation of a GenBank genome assembly
AUGUAUUGCGCAACGAGCAAACGCAGCUUCUCAUCGCGGGCUAUGUGGCGCCGAUCUUCCGUAGCCGUGAUGCUGGGAGGCUUCGCUGGCCACAACGAGAACUUCAUCCUCCCUGUCCUUGCCGACCCCGUUUUUCCCGGAGAAUCAAGCAGCGAUGCCGCAACGCUUUCCGGUGAAAUUAGUACGAUUACGCAUUCCGCUUCUUUCAAACGCUCGAUCGGCGAUCAAGACACAAACCUGGCUAAAACCGUUGGUGAGGCGACUAAGGAAUUGAGCGAAGCUGUCGCAAACGAAAUGUCCUUGGAAGCUUUGAAGAAGGAUGCUUUUGUCUUGGUGCAUUUAGCCGCACGCAAACAGCUGAUGACUGGAGGAUGCGCACGUGAUUUCGAAGCUUGUCCCUCCGGUUUUGAAGCUGCAGCUUCUGGACAGCCAGGCUUUUGUGCCCCUGACGCUUCCUACACGGGCUUCUGCGGACCACGUAACUUCGCAAGCAUGUCCCAAGCUGAGCGAGAUGACUGGGCAUGGCGCUGUGGUGCGUCUUGGCCGUGCAAGAGCGUGAAAGCUAGCUACGAUACUCCGUGUCCGGUCGGAUGGACACCCUCGAGAGACGCUGGAGCGUGUCAGGCGCCCGCCUCCUAUGGAGGCAUUUGCUCGCCGACAACGUCUUUCGUCGAUUGGACUUUGGAGGAGAAAGCAAAGUGGGCAACGCUGUGCGGAGUCAUGUGGUGA